This is a messenger RNA of Blastomyces dermatitidis ER-3, 540 nucleotides long. RefSeq lists its product as uncharacterized. The record is from RefSeq and is a predicted model, not a curated record. The transcript has a single exon. NCBI's taxonomy places the organism in Eukaryota, Fungi, Ascomycota, Eurotiomycetes, Onygenales, Ajellomycetaceae. The coding region runs from base 1 to 540 and encodes 179 amino acids.
AUGACUGGCCCUGAGAAGAUACCACCACAUUUACCAAGAAUCCGCAUCCCUCCCCACGAUUCUGGAGUUUACAUAAAAUAUAUUUUCCACCGGUCUACAUACGAUCCACCGUGUAAAGAACACGGGAGUGCAUCUGAGAUUAAUGAUAGUGAUAGUGGCCUUCCCCAAGGGUACCGGUUCCACGACCUCAAGCGUCGUGUGGGAGUCCAGGCGCAACAGGGGGAUCUGGUGCUUAGUCGCACCGAUAUCCCGCGGUCGAAGGUGCGGUCGAAGGAGAUCUUAGAGCAAAAUCAUAGUGUAGCGGUCUACUACGAUGGAGGUGCUAAUGAUACAAGCUCUUCUUGUCCCGGGGGUACGGCCAACAGGGCCCCUGACUAUGCCUCAGGGGAAAUGCCUGUGGCAUGGGCUUUUUCUAGGGCUGGAUGGGAGUUUGUGUACCCUCCAUGUGGAGGAGGGACACUACGGACACGGAUUGGCGAGAGCUAUCGGGAGGGAGGUAAUGAAGCUAGCGAUGGGGGAGGAAGGGGUGUUUACAGCUAG